GGCGGCGGUGGCGGCGGCGGCGGUGGUCGUGGAGUUGAAGCGGGCGCUGCGGACUCUUCGGUGCGCUUGUCGAGUGACCUCUGGAUGGCUUUUCAAUUUUAGUUGAAAUUUCCUCCAUGGCCUUGGGGAGUGCCUUGGUGUGUCUCCGGCGUCUACAUUUCAUCAAUGUUGGAGCCUCGAGAAACAGGAGGAACUGAUUUGGGGUGAAAAGGCCUUCCCCCCUAGGUAUAACGAAACUGUAAGCUCUUAAGAAAACAGACGGAAGGAAAAGCCAAGAUGGGGGAAAAGAAGCCCGAGCCUUUGGACUUCGUGAAGGAUUUUCAGGAGUACCUGACGCAGCAGACACACCAUGUGAACAUGAUCUCAGGCUCAGUCAGUGGCGACAAGGAUGCUGAGGCCCUGCAGGGAGCUGGUACAGAUGGGGAUCAGAAUGGGCUCGACCACCCCUCUGUCGAGGUGUCUCUGGACGAAAAUUCAGGGAUGUUGGUUGAUGGGUUUGAAAGGACUUUCGACGGGAAGCUCAAGUGUCGGUACUGCAACUACGCCAGCAAAGGGACGGCCCGGCUCAUCGAGCACAUCCGGAUCCACACAGGUGAGAAGCCGCACCGGUGUCACCUGUGUCCCUUUGCCUCCGCCUACGAGCGGCACCUGGAAGCCCACAUGCGUUCACACACAGGCGAGAAGCCCUACAAGUGUGAGCUGUGCUCCUUCCGCUGCAGUGACCGCAGCAACCUCUCCCACCACCGGCGCCGCAAGCACAAGAUGGUCCCCAUCAAAGGUGCGCGGGCAUCUCUGAGCAGCAAGAAAAUGUGGGGUGUCCUGCAGAAGAAGACGGGUAACCUAGGCUACAGCCGGCGGGCGCUCAUCAACCUGAGCCCCCCGUCCAUGGUGGUACAGAAGCCUGACUACCUGAGCGACUUCACCCACGAGCUCCCCAGCAUUCAGGCCGACUCCUACGACGGGCUGGCCAAAUCUGCGGCACCUGGUGGGUUGCCCCGAGACCCCCAAGAGCUCCUGGUGGACAACCCACUGAACCAGCUUUCCACGCUCGCGGGACAGCUAUCCAGCCUGCCCCCUGAGAACCCCAAUCCCACUUCCCCAGAUGUGGUCCCCUGCCCGGAUGAGAAGCCAUUCCUGCUGCAGCAACCCCCACCACCCCCGCCACCACCGUCAUCUGCCCAGGCCAUGGUAGCUGCCGUGACGGCCGGUGUCACCCAGACCGCCUCCCCUACCAGCCCCGACCCGCGGCCAGCGCUGGGCCCCAGGAACUAUAGCCCCGUGGCGGGCCCCAGCAGUGAGCCCAGCGCGCACACAAGCACGCCAAGCCUGGGCAACAGCCAGCCCAGCACCCCUGCGCCCCCACUGCCCCUGCAGGACCCACAGCUGCUCCACCACUGCCAGCACUGUGACAUGUACUUUGCCGACAAUAUCCUCUACACCAUCCACAUGGGCUGCCAUGGCUACGAGAACCCCUUCCAGUGUAACAUCUGUGGGUGCAAGUGUAAGAACAAGUACGAUUUCGCCUGUCACUUUGCAAGAGGGCAGCACAACCAGCACUGAUGGGACACAGUUACCUUUGGCUUCAUUUGGUUUUGCUUUUUGGCGGAUCUUUUGUUGUUAUUGGUUUUUUUCCCUUUUUGGGGGGGCGGGGGAUGGGAAUAUGGGGUGGUUAACCCUAAUAUGGUGUCUGGUAAUUUAAUUUAUAGAAGACAGAUUUGACCUUGGAAGCAAAACAUUUCCUGUUUUUUUUUUUUUUCUUUUUUUCCCUUUGUUUUCUUCCAUUUUCAGUCACCAGAUGAAAAAUCUGGUCAGGGUCAUUUAAAGAUCUCGAUCGCUGGACAGAUUGGUGUCCACUUUUUCAUGGGGAUGCUGAGAUUUGGAAGAUCAUCAUCACCACCUCAUCAGGUGGUCACUGACCUCCCCAUCAUCACGGUCCCUAGACUCCAGACUUGACUGUGAUGUGUGUGUUGGCAGGUAAAUGUUAUUAUUUCAGAAUAAUAGAAUAAAUUAUUUUCUCUUACAAAAUCUGUUAUAGCUCAUUUCGGUCUAGAAGAAGAAAUUGCCGUUAAAAUUGCGCUUCGUUAAAUUAGCUAUUUAGCUCACGUAGCUCAAGUUGAAUCAGUAACUAUUUCAGUUGGUAAUAGCAAAGCUAUUCACUAUAUAAGCACUUUUUUAAAAAGUAAAAAAUAGUUAUAAAAAUAAGAUGAAAGUUCUAAAAAGAAAUGAAAACUUGAAGUUGGCUGUGAUGGGAUUUAAGAUUUAAAAUCACCUGUUGAAUUUCUCCUUUCAACAUGGCACUCUUCUCUUGGAUUCUUUUCACUCUCCUUUGAAUCUUUUUGAAAAAGCCACAGGCACUACCAGAAUCUGAAUGGUAGAAAAGUCAUCGGGCUAAUCAGGAAGUGGCCUUUUUCCCCUUGACUCUGUGGUAUUUCCAGCCCUCCAGUCUGUCAUAUGUCCGUCGGGGCCACUCACCCCACUUGUUUCUCUGUUGACCAAAGAGCUAGAGCGGCCUCGUCCACCUCACUUCGGAGACCGUCUCCGCUCUCCUUUCAUGCCUUCUCUCUUGUGACUGACCCCAAUUCUGAGGUAAGGUGGGUGUAGAGACGUGUGGGACUAUUAAAUAAUGUGAGGAAACGAGGGUGUGUGUUGAUGGUGGAUUCUGGCCACCUCUUGAGGAUGGGCCCGGGUAUUUUCUGUGAAUUGGAGUUGUAAUGCUUCAUGGCAGUUUUUAUAAAUCUUUUUCAUGUGCAGUGACACAAAGCUAUACCGAGACUGUGAUAGAAUUUGUCGCCUUAGUAGAAAAGGACAAAAAAGGUGUGUUGGUUGCUAUUAAAAACACAUUGAAACGUGAUAUUUAAUUUGUUUACCAAAAUAAGACUUGCUGAAGAAAUCGGGAGUCCUUACUUUUGAAUAGGAGGCUAUUGUUUUUAUACUGUGUAAUAACUAGCUUUCCCUGAAGAAGACAGCCUGGUCAAACAAUAAAAUAUAUUGUUACUAA
This is a messenger RNA of Suncus etruscus (white-toothed pygmy shrew), 2998 nucleotides long. RefSeq names its product IKAROS family zinc finger 5 (gene IKZF5). Lineage: Eukaryota; Metazoa; Chordata; Mammalia; Eulipotyphla; Soricidae. The coding region runs from base 277 to 1560 and encodes 427 amino acids. The transcript has 5 exons. Gene Ontology annotation, biological process: regulation of transcription by RNA polymerase II. The record is from RefSeq and is a predicted model, not a curated record. Gene Ontology annotation, molecular function: DNA-binding transcription factor activity, RNA polymerase II-specific; RNA polymerase II transcription regulatory region sequence-specific DNA binding. Gene Ontology annotation, cellular component: nucleus.